Symbiodinium pilosum is the source of this 753-nucleotide messenger RNA. Lineage: Eukaryota; Dinophyceae; Suessiales; Symbiodiniaceae. The record is from the annotation of a GenBank genome assembly.
AUGUGGAUUGCCAAGCUGGACAACACAUUGCGAAGAAUGUGCACCCCCUCUGGGCGUACCGGAAAGCUUGAAGUGUCAGCUGAAGUGCGAGCACAGUGGCUGAAGGGGGGAACCCCUCGGAAAAACUUGAUGGACAUCCUUGUGAAGUUCAAUGGAGACAAGGCCGCCUUCAAGAAGAGGGUGGAGCAUAUCCGAACUAUGGCCCGGAGCAAGGACUUGACUAUCGAGUCAGGAUGGUACACAAAACUCACCAUGAAAACCAUCCUGGGGUGGGACAAGGACACGAUCAAAGGGGCCAUCGCCUAUUGUUCCGCAAAGGAGCGCUGCCAGACCCACAUGCGGCGAUGCAAGUACAAUCGCAAGGUUUGGGAAUAUUGGGUGGAUGUCAAGACCCAUGGGACAUUCAAGGCAACUGAAAGCGAGAUGAUCGAGGAUAAAACAAGUGUUGAAGGCCAGGCUGAGAGCUUCAUGCUUGGCCUGGAGCCAGGGCAGCCCUCGGAUCCUUACGGUCAGCCCUCGGAUGAUGAAAACUCCGCGGAGUUGUCAGACUCGGACAUGGAAGCAGGGAGUUCCAAGGGAGGUGGUAAGGGCGGGAAGGGCGCAGGCAAGAACAAGGGCUAUGCGUCCAAGAGGGCUGUGGAAAAUGUUGCGGAGGUGCUCGCGAAUAUCCUGCGAACCAAGUUUAGAUUGGAGAAUACAAUGGAGAAGUUGCGGGAGAUCCGCAAUGAGGAAUCCACAUCGUGUUUUGGUUGA